UUAUUAACUCGCACACCAAAAUGACAAGGGCUCUGUUUGGUGUGCGAGUGUUGUGAUUUUGUUUAUCAAGUUCUUAACAAUCUUGCACUGGUUUUAUCCAACUCUCCGACGAUUCGAUUGCCUUCUAAUCUACUUUUCAACUGUGUUGACACUGGGUUUCAAUUCGGGGACUAGGGUUUGAUCAUACGCGUCAAGUUUAAUGUCUAAUUAAAUCGAAAUGGAUCCUAGAUACACAGGAGAGAUCUUAAGCCACUUGGAGAAGCAGGAGGAGCUCCUUAUGGAUGCCUAUAGAUCUAUCUCCCACGAAGUGCAUAAACUCCAGGUAGAGGAAGAAAUGCUGAUGCGCAAGUUCUAUGAACUCAUGGCAUCCCAAGGUCUAACCAAAAAGAACAAGGCAGACAAUACUAAUGUUGCGGGAGACAGCAAGAAUGGACAAUCCAGUGUGUUGAUUACUGUGAGCAGCAACGGACAAAAACAAGGCGACAUUGAACUCGACGAAGUCUCUCCUUGAUCAUUUUCUGUCUUUCUUUUGAUACACUAUCUUGUAUAGACACCUCGUUUCUUACUAUUGUGUACGAACGCAUAGUUCUUUUGCAACCCUAAAUUCUAAUCAGUCCCUUAAUCCUCUGAAUCAGUCUUCUUGCCGGUAAAAUUUGGCUUCGUUUGGGAA
This is a messenger RNA of Camellia sinensis, 670 nucleotides long. RefSeq lists its product as uncharacterized. The record is from RefSeq and is a predicted model, not a curated record. NCBI's taxonomy places the organism in Eukaryota, Viridiplantae, Streptophyta, Magnoliopsida, Ericales, Theaceae.